AUCUUCAAAGUUUGUCUCACACACACACACACACACACACACACACAACACCCUAAUGGCCUCUCUCACUCCAGGAAUCCUUCUAAAACUCCUUCAAUCCAUGAACUCAACAGUCCGAGUCACCGGCGAGCACCGCUCGGCUCUCCUUCAAGUCAUCGGAAUUGUACCUGGUCUCGCAGGCUCCGACCUCUGGCCUAACCACGGGUUCUACGUGCAGCUCUCCGAUUCCCUCAACUCCACCUAUGUAUCCCUCUCCGACCACGACACCGAUCUCAUUCUCACCAACCGCCUCCAGCUCGGCCAGUUCGUUCAUGUUGACCGCUUUGAGUUCGACUCUCCCGUCCCUCGUGUCAACGGUAUUCGUCCAAUCGCAGGCCGCCACGCGUUCUUAGGCAGUCCUGAACCUCUCAUUGCUCGAAUUUCUGCUUCGAAAAGAGAGUUUGUUAUUCAACCGGUGUCUGAUUCGGAGUACUCCGUAGAUCCGAUUGCCGUUUACUUGUCCACCAAGAAGUCCGAUCGAAAAGAAAACAAUGAAUCGAAAGUAGAUACGAAAAUAGAAAAAAUUAAAACAAGGCAAGCUCUUGCUCCCAGAGAUAACGUCGCAAUUCCAAAUUUAGAUGAAAGCAAGCCAGUUUUAGAAAAGCCACCACAGAGGUUUUCAUCUCCGGCUACCGCAAAACGGUCAGGAUCGGUUGGAAAGAAAAAUGUGGCGGUGGUUGAAAGAGAUCCAUCUCCGGCAGGGAAAGUAAAGAGAUCUGCAUCUCCGGUGCCAUCAAAAUGUGUUGUCCCUAGCCUAGUUGCAGCUAAAGAUGAAAACCGGAAGGCGGCGAGGGAGCCAGCAAUAAUAGUUCCGUCUAGGUACCGGCAGCCUUCGCCAAACGCAAGGAAGCAGGCUUCACCAAAUCCUCGGAGGGCUUCGCUCUCUCCUGGGAGAAGGUUGUCUGGAGGAGUGAAGUUUUCACCUGUUGUUGCGGAUGCUGGUGGGAAGAAGAAGAUGGCAACGAUUGUUGCCGGGAUUUCCAAACUUCCAGAGGUCAAGAAUGGUAGAAAGAGCUGGGAUGAGUCGCCUCCUGUGCCGGUUGCGGGGGAGCAGAAAGAAAAGGCAGCUGUAAAGAAUAAUAAGCCAGAUCUGCAAUCCAUUCUGCGAACCCAGGCUGCUAUUUCUAGACGUCUAAGCGACGUGAAUGGUCGAAAGUCGGUCGGUGAUGAUUCUUCAAGCAAGAAGCAAACUAAAGCCUGUUCGCCUGAAACCAGUUUGGGUUAUGGAGCUCUAGGGAUUACAGUUCAUGAAAAAAAAUGGACUGAUGGCAGUGUUCCAUUGGAUUCAGUCUCCUCUGAUCUCGCAAGACUUGGGAAGGAGGCUAUGCAAAGGAAAGUUGUUGCCGCAGCAGCAGCCGCUGAAGCAUUAGAGGAGGCCAUUGCUACCGAGUCUCUUGUCAGGUGUUUAAGCGUGUUCUCCCAACUAUCCUCAACAUCCAAAGCUGGAAAUCCUCUGCACACAAUCGACAGAUUCUUUUCAAUCUACAACGACGUUGUGAAAUAUGCUGGAAUUGCUAAAUCUAUUGCGGUUAACCAUACUACUGCCACAACGGGUGAUAAUAUCUCGACAGAGCAGUCAAAACCCAGUUGUCUUUGGGUUGAUGCUGCAUUGGCCACUGACCUUGAGAUUGUCUCCCUUCUAACCACCCAGAAUAAUGAAGCUCUUUCGUCUUCGACUCUACAGAAAAGUUCAUCGAGACGAAAAUCUGUGAAUGCGCAAAACCAACAAAAGGGAAGUAAUAGAAUAGCAGCCACUGAGUCAUGGACGAGAGGACAUGGAAUGAAAGAAAGUGUUGAGCUUGCAAAGAAUUUGCAGUCUGAAAUGCAAAUAUGGUUUAUGGGAUUUGUGGAGGAAUUGCUGGAUGCCGGUUCCCGAGUAUUUGGUGAAUGUGAAAUCAAUGGAAGUGUCAGUCUUCCUAUGGACUCUGGUUCAAUUGCAGCAGUCUUGUCACAGUUGAAGCGUGUCAAUGAAUGGUUGGACCGUGAGGAUGAUAUUCUCACAGCGAAGAUGGAACAGCUAAAGAGAAAGAUCUAUGGGUUUGUGAUUCGGCAUGUGGGAACUACCCUAGGUAAUGCUUCGCCCGUUUCUUCAUCAUGAUUUAUUUCCUUAUGUAAUUGAAGAAUAUUGUUUCUAAUAAGAAGUUCAUUGCUUGUUUGAACGGUAGAAAAGGUAAUUUUUCUGCCAGCAAUUUAAUAAAAAAAGUAAGUUAUUUGUUAUUUUAGGAAUUUACAAUAAUUAAUUAUUCAUGAAUUAAUAUUUUAUAAUAAUAACGUCAUUUAGGCGUUACUGUCUUUUUCAACA
Molecule: messenger RNA, 2341 nt
Organism: Mangifera indica (mango)
Lineage: Eukaryota; Viridiplantae; Streptophyta; Magnoliopsida; Sapindales; Anacardiaceae
Exons: 4
Coding region: 56-2137 (693 amino acids)
Source: RefSeq, a predicted model, not a curated record